Molecule: messenger RNA, 7640 nt
Organism: Podarcis lilfordi (Lilford's wall lizard)
Lineage: Eukaryota; Metazoa; Chordata; Lepidosauria; Squamata; Lacertidae
Source: the annotation of a GenBank genome assembly
AUGAAUAAUGGGUAUCAAGGGUUCCAUAUACAGGCAAAAGUUCGUCUCACCUGGCCUCCUAGUCACAGAAGCAGGGAAGAGGAAAAACUAUUUUUCACUUCAGGUAACUAGUGUGAGAGUAGCCCCAGAAGCAGUUGUGCAUGUGUGUGUAUCGAGGGGUGUGUGUCUUUUUUUAGGCAGGUGGGGCUGUGAUGUAACACUCUCUUCUUGCGUAAACUGAUUUUCCUCCAGUUGAUGCAUAGUGGCAGUGAUCCAGUGGAGGUGAAUGGGGCCUAUUUCCUCAUGGAAGUGAAGGUGAUUGGAGUUUAUUGUGUGACUAUUUUGUGUCCAAGAUCUUACUGAGAUUUGAAAGCCUGAUAUGAUGUGCACUCAAAACCGAGUUCAUUGGAUUUUCCCACCACCAUACCUGGAGGCACCACCCAGACACCUAUUAAUGGCCCAGCAAUUCCUCCUGAACUCUCCCUUUUCUCUGCUGAAACAGAGAAGGGGGGUGGGGUCAAGAAGCUGCUGGAGAAUCACGGGAAUGGCCCUCUCUGGCUGCAAGAAGCUCCUUCCGUAUCCCGGUCUCAAAGAACACACAAGAUCAUGAGAACUGAGUUUCUUGGGUUUUUCCCCACCACACCUGGUGGCACCACUUGAGCAUCUACUGAUGGCCCAUCACCACCUCCUGAACCCCCCUUCCUCGUGCUCCCCAGCUAUCCCCAGUGUUUGUUUCUAGAACAGUAGCUACCUGAAUGUCCCUAAGGAUGUGGCAUAAUUUUCUUUCUCCUUCUCUCUCUCUCCCCUCAUCUUCAGUUUUUUCAGUAUCAUCAAUGCCUUAUUUCAAAUACAAGGGGAUCCCAUUUUCUCCAGAGUUUUUUUCAGAGGAAACACUCAGCUACGUGGAAAACGACUUCCAACUGUUGGAUGAUGAUAUAGUGAAUCUCACUUACCCCAAGUCAGGUCAGUGUUCCAAUUAGAAAAAUUGAUUUUGGAUUUAGUGGACAAAGUGCUAAACCUGCCAGCCAUAAGUUUGCUAUUGACAUAAGUCAUGAACAACCACCAUGUAGCUGGAUAGUCCCUGGAAACCCAUGAAAAAUGAAUGAGUUUUUCAGAUACAGUCAUAGCUUGGAUCCUGAACAUCUUGGAAGCUGACUUUCUGGCUCCCGAACGAUCGAAAUCUGGAAGUGAAUGUUCCAGUAUUCGAACGUUGGUUUUUUUAGGAUGCCAAACAUGUAGUAAAGCUUCUACUAUUCUUUAUGAAACGCCUGCACAAUCGGAAACCAAUUGACAGCUACUCCUUGGUUUCCAUAAAUGGACUUCCGGAACGGUUUCCUUUCAAUUUACGAGGUACAACUGUAUUGCAAUAUAUAUGACCAUCUUAAACCAGUUCUCCAUUCCUGGAUAACAAUUACUUAAAUUAUAAGACAUUUACAAAUGAAGGAAGAUGGACAGCAAAUAAGUUGAAUAUCUCAAAAGAACUGUCCACUCCAUGUGAAAGUUACAUGUUUUUCACUUUCUGAACUACACAAAGUGAAACACAGGCAAUUCCUGAUUUUUGCAAUGUGCUUCUUCAGCUAAGUAAUGUGUACAAAAAUGCAUAUAAGUGUGCAUAAAAUGCAUACUUUAGUGGGGGAAAGCAUAGAAAUGCAUUAUAUUGGGGAAAUGCUUUGUAAAAAUGUGCAAGAAAUUUCACAAACUGAGCGCUCGUGAGCUGGACUGAGAAUAUUCCCAGGAGAAUCUUAUAUGCUAUGGCAUGCUUCUGUCAUGUCACUUGGAAGGCUGUCAGUGCUGGAUAUGGGUGGUGUGGGUGGUUCCCUUGCAAAGGGGCCCAAGCCGUGGGGGUUCAUAAUCAUAAUCACAAUCAAAUCUAUACUUAUAUGGUUACCUAAUGAUAUUUAUUAAAAAAGAAACUGUACCUAAAUAUAUUAUGGUGAAAAUAUAUUGGGGAGGUGAGGGGGAAAUUUUGUCCUUGCUCAGGACACCAUAUUACCAAAGUCUAUCUCUGAUGCUGUGUCAGGAUAACCAUCUCUACCGCUUGAUUGUAUAUAGACGAAUAAGCCACCUUUCUGGUAUAGUCAUUUUCCAAAAAUCCUCAUAAUUAACACCCAGUUAAUUUAAUAAUUGAAUUAAAACAACAUGGAUUGACAAGGGCACAGCAAGGUGACUGUCCACCAGGAUAAAGAUUCUGUGAAUACCCACAACGCAGGAGCUAAAUCCUAGGGCUAGGAAGUCGAUAGUAAAGCUACUUAGCAGGAGAAUUCAAGGAACCACAGGAAUCUAGACUAAGAGCCCCACAAGUACAUCACAAAUCUAGCAAGCAGGUAAGUCAAUGGGUAACUAAGUUAAAAGAAGCAAAUUAUCAAGACCAGCAGGGGUGUGGGGUUUUUGCAUUGUUUUGCACCCUCUGCCUUUUGUAUGAAUAUCUCCCCAUGUGUAUGUCAGAAGUGCCAUGAGUUUCAGGCUCUCAGGGAACAAGUUCCUUCCCUUGAAGCCAAGGUUGCAGAACUAGAAAGUGUAGGAGGCAGAGUAAGUGGCCAAGGAGACCUUCAGGGAUGUGGUAGCUGGGUGGCCCUCCCACAAUGACAGUUCUCCUGCCCUCAGGAAGAAGGGAGGUCCUGAGAAAGGGGAACAUCACUUUGAAGAAGAGGGAGGCAUUCCCUUAGAAAGGACCCGUUUCUUGGGAGUUGGUAUUGGGACCUGUGCUUUUGUAACUUGUUCAUAAAUGAUCAAGUAGUGAGGUGACCAGGUUUGCUGACCCUAAAAAUAGAUGGUCAGUAAAAUGGUGAAUGAAUUUAAUGUAAACAAGUGUGAAGUGAUGCAUAAUGGAGCAAAACAUCUCAAUUUCCCGUACACGCUCAUGGGGUGUGAAGUGGAGGUGAUGCAGCAAGAGCGAGACAUUGGAGUAAUCUUCAAUAGCUCAAGGAAGAUGUUCAUCCAGUGUGCAGUGGUUGUGAGAAAAGCAGAUUCCAUGCUGGGGAACACUAGGAACGGAAUGAACACAAAACUGCUGCUAAGAUAAUGCUUCUCUCUAGCUUCCCACAGGCUUCUGGGAGAAACAGGAUGCCAGACUCAAUGGGUCAUUGGCGUCAUCCAGAAGGCUAUUCUUCUGUUCUCACUUGUGCCACACUCAACGAAAAAUAUAGUCAGUUUCACCAUGGUAAACCGUUCCAGAAUUUUGGGGUCUUGCCCCAUAGGAGUGUGCUGAAUAGCUAGAAGAGGAAGAAAAUUCAUUGAAAUUCUUAUGUUUGUCUAAUUGCUUUUCAAGGGCCAGGUAUUAAUGCACAAUGACUGACUGGUGGAUUUCCUCCUAGGUACUCAUUGGAUGUCGGAGAUCUUGAGCUUAAUCCAGAGUCAAGGGGACCCCUCAUGGGUUCAGAAUGUACCACUGUGGGAAAGGGCACCCUGGAUUGAGCUGGAUGAUAACUUGCAGAUUGCCUUGAAAAAUCCUCCCCCCAGGCUCCUGGCUACUCAUCUGCCAUUCCAGCUUUUCCCCAAGUCCUUCCUCCACUCCAAGGCCAAAGUAAGAGAGGAACAAUGGACACAUCAAGACUGCCUUUGACUUAUGUCUUUUUGAGACACAGAUGUGGGGGAUUCUGGAACACUUGACACAGCCUGUUUACAGGAGGAUGCCAUUUUCUGUACUAGAGAAUGGGGAAAAAUACUGGGAAUCUCCUUAGCAGUUUCCUGAUUGUGGAAGAACUUUAAGUGUACAUGGUCCACAUGCAUGGUUAGCCAAGGUCCUCACUGGAGGUUUCCCCUGUUCCCAUGUCAGGUUUUAUUUAUCAUGCCUUCAGUUUGCUGCCACACUCUGCCUAUUGAUAGUGUUGGGCUGCCUGGGCCCUCCUUCAAUAUAGCUCUUCCUCUGGGGUGGGGAUUGGUUUUGUUUUGGUAUAAUUUUGUUUUGUUUUGUUUUGCUAUUCUAUUUUGUAAAUGGAGGCUAGUAUGAGGCUUGGGAUUGCUACCGUGGAGGGGCGAGGGAGGUAUGGCGGUGGGGGCAGAUGUCAUAGGCGAAGGGGAUCGGGAUACGGAUAUGCUCCUACCCCUUCCAAUCUGCGCCCCAUCCCUAGGGACGAGGGUAGGGUGAGCAAGGAUUACUCACCUCCGUCACUGCUGUUGUGCCAGGUCUACAGGCAACAAAACCGCCACCCUGCGAUAUUUCCUUACCUCGCAGGGGGUCGACCUGGCUUGUGUGACGGAGACCUGGGUGCGUGAAGGGGAAACUGUUACUUUACGAGAGAUGGCGCCCCUGGGUUUCUCCGUCCUCCACCAGUCCUGGACUGUGGGCCGGGUGGGGAGGGGUGGUAUUAUUAAUCCAGAAAGAUUGUUCUUUCAGGGCUCUACCAUUGCCAUCGAUCCCCGGCAUUGAAUGUGUUGGCCUAGUGUGGGGCUCCGAGGUGAGCUUGGCUGUCUGGCUGGUGUACCGGCCACCUAGCGCACCAGCAGCCACCCUAUCAGGCCUGCUGGAGGCGGUGGCCGGCUGGCUCUUGGAGUUCCCUAACCUAUUGGUAUUGGGGGACUUCAACAUCCAUGCUGAUGCCACUCCCUCCUCACAGGCUCAGGACCUGGUGUCUUCCAUGGCGACACUAGGGCUUUCCCAGUUUGUUUCAGGUCCCACACAUCAAGCAGGCCACACGCUGGAUUUGAUCUUUGGCGUCAGUAUAGAUGUGAUCAUGUCUCCUUCGAUGAAGGUGCCAUGGUCUGAUCACUACACUCUGAAAGCCAGGACUGACUUUCCACCCCCACCCUGCUUAGGUGGCGAGCCGAUUUGGGCUUACCCGCAGAGGCUGAUGGACCCUGAUAGAUUCCGCCAAGCCUUGCAGGACCUUGCUCCCCCUGACGACUCAUUGACUGAGCUUGUUGAGGGCUGGAAUAUCCAGCUCCUGGCAGCCAUCGAUGAGAUUGCACCUAAGCGCCCUCUGCGACCCCGCAGAAACCGGGCUCCCUGGUUUACCGAGGAGCUUUGGAAAAUGAAGCGGGACCUCAGACGGCUAGAGCGAGUAUGGCAGGGUGCCCGUGACGGAGCCUCAAGAACAUCUUAUAGGGUUUUUAUGAAAACCUAUGAAAUGGCAGUGAAGGCCACUAAGAAGUCUUACUUCUCGGCCACCAUUGCAUUCGCUAGCUCUCGCCCGGCGCAAUUAUUUAGUAUAAUUAGGUCUUCAACGUCCCUUGAGGGACAGCCAAAUUUAAAUAAUAAUUUGACACACAGCUGUGAGGCAUUUGCAAGCUUUUUUUGCAGAGAAGGUCCUGCUGCUCCGCCAUGACCUCCCUGCCCAUUUGGAUACAAUAAAAGAACUGGAGGCCCCUCGACUGUCCUUGGGUCCAGUACUGGACCACUUUGACCGGAUAUCCCCAGCCGAUGUGGACAGACUCCUUUGAGCUGGAAAGCCCACCACCUGUCCUCUCGACCCGUGCCCGUCUUGGCUGAUUAGAGCGUGUCCAGACGAGGUGCGGGCCCCCCUGGGGGAUAUCAUCAAUUUGUCCCUUGGCACCGGGACAUUCCCAGGGGAACGAAAGAAGGCAGUGGUGCGCCCGCUCUUAAAGAAAACAUCAUUAGAUCCCUUGUUGUUGUUUGUUUAGUCGUUUAGUUUUGUCCGACUCUUUGUGACCCCAUGGACCAGAGCACGCCAGGCUCUCCUGUCUUCCACUGCCUCCUGCAGUUUGGCCAGACUCAUGUUUGUAGCUUCGAGAACACCGUCCAACAAUCUCGUCCUCUGUCGUCCCCUUCUCCUUGUGCCCGCCAUCUUUCCCAAAUUAGAUCCCUUAGAUCUAUCCAAUUAUCGCCCGGUUUUGAAUCUUGCAUUCCUGGGUAAGGUGAUUGAGAGAGCGGUUGCUGAACAGCUUGGAGGGUUUCUGGAUGAAACAUCGGCUCUGGAUCCAUUCCAGUCCAGCUUCCACGCUGGUCAUGGGACUGAGACGGCUCUGGUCACCCUAACAGAUUAUCUCCGCAGGCAGCUGGAUCGAGGCGGGUCGGGGCUGCUGAUUCUUCUAGACCUGUCAGCAGCCUUCGACAUGGUCGAUCACGAACUCCUGGACUUCCGCCUUGCUGACGUGGGGAUCCAGGGCACAGUCCUUCAAUGGCUGUGCUCGUUUCUCUCUGGUCGGGGACAGAGGGUGGCGCUUGGGGGGGGAAUUGUCAUCGCGCCGCUCCUUGGUGUGUGGAGUGCCUCAGGGUGCGAUACUAUCCCCCAUGCAUUUUAACAUCUUUAUGCGCCCCCUCACCCAGCUUGUCCGGAGUUUUAGGCUGGGCUGCCAUCAGUAUGCUGAUCACACCCAACUCUAUCUGUUGAUGGAUGGCCAUCCUGACUCGGCCCCAGACACACUGACCAGAUGUUUGAAAGCUGUGGCUGGAUGGUUACGUGGGAGCCGGUUGAAGUUAAAUCCUUCGAAGACAGAGGUCCUCUGGCUGGGACGGGACGAUAUGGGAUUGAGGGGGCAACUCCCAUCUCUUGCGGGGGUGCAAUUGGUGCCAGCACCGUCCGUUAAGAGUUUGGGUGAAAUCUUCGAUACCUCCCUCUCCAUGGAGGCGCAGAUUACAGCUAUAACAAAGGCGGCAUUUUUUCACCUCAGCCAAGCUAAGCAGUUGGCUCCUUACCUCUCUCGCCCUGACCUAGCCACUGUGAUCCACGCGACGGUCACCUCCAGACUGGAUUAUUGUAACUCGCUCUACAUGGGGCUGCCCUUGAGACUGACCCAGAAACUCCAGCGGGUGCAGAAUGCCGCGGCGAGACUCCUUAUGGGGUCUUCGCUGCGAGAUCACAUUCAUCCGGUACUAUACCAGCUGCACUGGCUCCCGGUGGAGUACAGGAUCAGGUUUAAGGUGCUGGUUUUAACCUUUAAAGCCCUAUACGGCCUAGGACCCUCGUACCUACGGGACCGCCUCUCCUGGUAUGCCCCACAGAGGAACCUAUGGUCUGCAAAUAAAAACAUCCUGAAGGUCCCAGGCCUCAGAGAGGUUAGGCUGGCCUCGACUAGAGCCAGGGCUUUCUCGGCUGCGGCUCCAAUCUGGUGGAACGCUCUGUCACAAGAGACUGGGGCCCUGCGGGACCUGACAUCUUUCUGCAGGGCCUGCAAGACAGAGCUGUUCCACCAGGCCUUUGGUCAGGGCACAGCCUGACUCCCUCCUUUGGCAAUCUUCACAGAACUUUAGCUUAAUGGUUGCCAUCAAUUUGAUUUUAAUUAAUUUUUAUAAUGAAAUGUUUUUAGAAUGUUGCACUAUUUUAUUGUUGUUAGCCGCCCUGAGCCCGGCUUCGGCUGGGGAGGGCGGGGUAUAAAUAAAAUUUAUUAUUAUUAUAUUAUUACUACAGGUAGUCUAUACUCUGCGUAACCCCAGAGAUGCUAUGGUUUCAAGCUACCACUUCAUCAAAGGCUUUAAAGUAUUGAAAGACCCUGGAACUGUGGAAGAGUUCAUGGAGAGAUUCCUGAGAGGGGAAAGUAUGGAAGGAGGCAAAUCAGCCACUCUUGUUUGCUGUGACUCAGCACCAGUGAUGUCCACCACCAGAAAACAUUUAUUUUUAGCUAACUCUACAGUUCUAUCAGAAAACUAUAAUUCCCAGUUGGAUUCAUGGAGAAGGGCAGAAAUGUGGCAAAGUCCUACAUUUGUCAUUUGCUUUCAAAGAAAAUCAAUAAAUGUCCUUUCAAAUGGACGAGAUUGGCACUAA